AUGGUGCGUCACCGGGGGCAUUCAAAUGCUUCAUCGGCUUCUACUCUGCCAGACCGGAACCAGGAACUGGAAAGCAUGUACGAUUAUCUAGCAAAGGUCAUUCUUUUGGGACCUAGUGGUGCCGGAAAGCUGUCCAGAGCUGGGAUAGCCAGCUCGCUAAUACACCUUGCGCCUGUAGGGAGAGUGCUAUCGUCGCAAACAAUCGGAGUCGAGUUCUCAUCUAGAAUUGUGAAGCUGGGCACCGGGCCCCGACGGACAAGAAUUAAAUUGCAACUAUGGGAUACGGCAGGGACGGAGAGGUUUCGAUCGGUGUCGAGGUCGUACUAUCGCGGAGCUGCAGGUGCUAUUCUCAUUUAUGAUGUUGCAUCCUACGCAUCGUUCAACUCCCUUCCGACCUUUCUGAUGGAUGCGCGGGCCCUUACAUCUCCCUACCUUACUGUCAUUCUCGCGGGGAACAAAACAGACCUCACGCAAGACGACUACCAUGAGGAUGGCAUGCGCCGCCCCAUCACCCCCUCCAGCACUUCAAGCCCGCAAUCUUCACUCCCGUAUGACUCCACGGCUGGCUCGUUUCGUUCGAGCAAUUUUGGUACUGCAACCAGAAUGACGGCCACGUAUGCCUCGCAUGGUCGCGAAGUCAGUAUGGAAGAAGCUUCGCAAUGGGCUGCCAGGUCUAAUAUACCCGCCGUUGUCGAGGUCUCAGCUCUCACGGGGGACGGUGUGGAAGAGCUCUUCCAGCGAUUAGCGCGCAUCAUCCUCACCAAGAUUGAACUCGGUGAAAUCGAUCCCGAUGACCCACAAAGCGGUAUUCAGUACGGGGACGGCAGUCCCUAUGGUCACGGCACGAGCGAUGCUUCAAGCAUCAAAAGCCAAAUGACUAUCGAAGACAAUGCCGUACAGCUUCAUAGAAGGAAUACAAGACGACGAGGCGGCAGUAACUGGAGGGCAAGCAUGAACGAGUGGGAAGAUGUUUUCCGUGCUGUUGCUGAUGCCCCUGCCUACUUCAGUCUCUACAGCGAUAUACUGGCUGUUACUCGCCCCGCCUCUGUUUCUCGUUUCCACACACCAUACUUUUGA
Molecule: messenger RNA, 1077 nt
Organism: Aspergillus nidulans FGSC A4
Lineage: Eukaryota; Fungi; Ascomycota; Eurotiomycetes; Eurotiales; Aspergillaceae
Product: Rab family GTPase rabF
Exons: 4
Coding region: 1-1077 (358 amino acids)
Molecular function (GO): GTPase activity; GTP binding
Source: RefSeq, a predicted model, not a curated record